UGAGAAUUUCAUUUCACCCGCCUCCGUCACUCGUCCGCCAGCUCCAUUUGCCACUUUCCCUCUUCCCCUGUUUCAAUUCCUUUCCGGCCGCUCCCAACAUUCCAAACCAAAUGCUCUUCCACAACCCCCUUCGUCACUCACUAUCUCUCUUACUUUCCACACUCAAACAAAAACCCACUCCUACAUUCUCAUUCUCAUUCUCCCUUCUUCAUCACCGCCACCGCUUCUCUUCUUCCUGGCUCUCCCUUCGCGGAAACCCCCUCAUUAAAUGGCCAACGCUCCCAACCCCUCAACCCCCUCCCAAUCCCAAUCCCAAACCCCAAUCCUCCGAACCCCAACCCCUCUCCAAUUUCUCGCCGCGCGAUUUCUCCGCAAUUGCCGAUAUAUUCGCCGACUCUUCAAUCUCUCCCGGAUCGCUCCUCCAUGCGGAACUGGACCGCUCCGGGAUUGAACCGGGUUCAGAGCUACUGCUCGCCGUGUUUGACCGUUUCGGUUCGUCGCCCAAGCUGCUUCACUCGCUGUUCCUGUGGGCCGAGAAGCAACCCGGGUUCAGACCUAAUUCGAAGCUGUUCGACGCUGUGGUCAACGCUCUCGCUAAGUCCAGGGAGUUUGACUCCGCUUGGACGCUGAUUCUUCAUCACAUCGAUGAUGGAAACGACGAGGGAGAAGCUUUGGUUUCCGUUGCCACCUUCGGUAUCAUGAUUCGACGCUAUGCACGUGCAGGUAUGGUGCAACCUGCGAUUCGUACAUUUGAGUUUGCAAGAAAGCACAAUUCAAUUAUAGAUUCUGAGUCGGAAUCGAGUUUAUUUGAGAUAUUGUUGGAUUCACUUUGCAAAGAAGGGUCUGUUAGGGCAGCUUACGAGUAUUUAUGUCUAAGAAAGAAGAUGAACCAGGGUUGGGUUCCUUCCAUUCGGGCUUAUAACAUAAUGUUAAAUGGAUGGUUUCGGUCAAGGAAACUCAAACACGGUGAGAGACUUUGGGAGGAGAUGAAGAAGGAGAAUGUAAGACCAACUGUUGUGACAUAUGGUACCCUUAUCGAAGGGUAUUGUCGGAUGCGUCGAGUUGAAAAGGCACUGGAGAUUGUUGGUGACAUGAUCAAAGAAGGAAUUGCACCAAAUGCAAUAGUGUAUAAUCCGAUAAUUGAUGCAUUGGCAGAAGCUGGGAGAUUUAAAGAGGCCUUGGGGAUGAUGGAACGAUUUCAUGUUUUAGAAAUUGGCCCUACCGAAUCGACAUAUAAUUCUCUGGUGAAGGGGUUUUGUAAGGCAGGAGAUCUUGUAGGUGCUAGUAAGAUUCUUAAAAUGAUGAUAAGUAGGGGUUUCCUUCCAAGCUCCACCACCUAUAAUUACUUCUUUAGAUACUUCUCAAGAUGCGGGAAGAUUGAGGAAGGGAUGAACUUGUAUACCAAGAUCAUCCAAUCCGGUUAUACGCCUGAUCGGCUAACAUACCAUCUUUUGGUGAAGAUGUUAUGUGAAGAGGAAAGGUUAGACUUGGCAGUUCGAGUUAGCAAGGAAAUGAGACAUAAAGGAUUGGACAUGGACUUGGCUACAAGUACCAUGUUAGUUCAUUUGCUAUGCAAAAUGCGUAGGUUGGAAGAGGCUUUUGCUGAAUUCGAGGACAUGAUACGAAGGGGUAUAGUUCCUCAGUACCUUACUUUCCAGAGACUGAAUGCGGAGUUAAAGAAACAGGGUAUGACUGAAGUGGCACAAAAGCUUUGCAAUUUGAUGUCUUCCAUUCCCCAUUCUACCAGCUUGCCAAAUACUUACAGCGAAGACAACAAUGAUGCGCGUGCAAGAAGGAAUUCUAUAAUUCAGAAGGCCCAGGCAUUUUCUGAUAUGUUGAAAAACUGUAACGACCCUCGAGAACUCGAAAAGUAUAAAUGUUCUUUUGAAAAUGAUGUCUCAAGUGCGAACGGUUUGAUAGAGGAUAUUGAGAGAAAGAUAAGUGCCAAACGAACAUCUUCUGUGAUUUGACCUCGUCAUCAACCGGGAGCAAAACCAAACUGACUGUGCGAAUGAGAAUCAGUUCGCAUCUGAGCACCGAACCACAUUACAUAAUUGCGACAUAUCCAGAACAAAACGAAAAAUAUCUGCUCUGCAUUAGUCAGCAAGCGCAUGGCUGCAGAAUAUAUGGAGCAAGUGAAUUGCAGGAAUAUCAAUAAAGAAGAACAAAAUGGUGACAAAAACUAACCCAAAGAGGAUAAUGUCUUCAAUGAUUUUGUUCUGAAUGGUGGGAAUAUUCAAUCUUAGGCAGGGUGCUUCGAUGAAGAAAGUUAGACCAUUUUGUCAUCCCAACACUAAAAGUUGUCAAUAGGAAAUCACCCAAAAAUGCAAAAAUUUAGACGGGAGACAAAAAUAAUCCCGAAGGAAAAAGAAAUGGAAACAAGUGGAAAGUUUUAAGAUCAUGUCAACUUCGCAGUUGCCGCUCUAAGCACUGAUGUUUGCUAUCUAGUUGUUUCUGCUAACAUAGAUGUAGGGCUUGUUUGGGUGAGCUUUUAAGAAAAGAUCUUUUUUUGAGUUAUCUUUUUUUAAAAGAUCUUAUAGAGAAGUAAAAGUAAUUUUAUGUUUGGAUAUCUCAUGUAAAAAGGUCUUU
Molecule: messenger RNA, 2589 nt
Organism: Arachis stenosperma
Lineage: Eukaryota; Viridiplantae; Streptophyta; Magnoliopsida; Fabales; Fabaceae
Product: pentatricopeptide repeat-containing protein At5g11310, mitochondrial-like
Exons: 3
Coding region: 111-1970 (619 amino acids)
Molecular function (GO): protein binding
Source: RefSeq, a predicted model, not a curated record